AUGGCUAGCACAACAAACACGCGUCAUUUACUAAUUACUGGCUCCCCUGGCGUUGGUAAGACAACAUUACUUUGUCGAUUAUGUGAAUUAGUAAAAAAAACUUAUCCUGAUAUUGUCUGCAAUGGUUUUUAUACCAAAGAAGUUCGCGAACACGGUUUUCGUAUUGGUUUUGAUGUGAUAAGUAUUGACCAAAUUCAACAACAACGAAGUGAAUUAGCACGUAUUGAUAAAUAUAGUCAUGGUGGUUGUAGACAUCCACGAAUCGGACAAUAUAAUGUUUUUGUUGAAAAUUUUGAACAAAUUGCCAUUCCAAUAUUAAAUUCUAUUCAACCACCAUGUAUUUGUUUCAUUGAUGAAAUUGGUAAAAUGGAAUUAUUCAGUGAAAAAUUCAAACAGAUUAUUCAUUCAAUUAUUGAACAAGAUAAUAUAAUACUUGUUGCAACCAUUCCAAUAAAACCAGUAGCAUUUGUGGAUAGAAUAAGAAUUAGAAGAGAUUGUCAAUUGUUAACUGUAACAAAAGAAAAUCGUGGCUCAAAUUUAGAAAUAGAUUUAUUGGCAAAAAUAAAACAUUCGUAUGACAUUCAAUAUGUUCGUGUACAACAAGUCAAUACUGGAAUUCAACGGCAUGCGGUAAUAGGUCAAGGAUGGCAGACAUGUAAUAAUCUUACAAGUGGAGCAUCUGCUCUUCCAUGUGAUCAAACGCUGGGUUUAAGUUGUUACUCAAACUUUAGUUGUCAAUGUGCAAGUACGAUGUAUUGGGAUCGAAAUUAUUUAAUUUGUCAAACCAAAAAAUUGUAUACGGACAUUUGUGACGGCAAUUUUUAUUGUAAUGAAACAUUAAAUUUAAUUUGUCCAACAGUACCGAAUACUUGUAAUUGUCCAACAUUUAGCAGUGAUUAUACAUGUGAUUGUCAGCCAAAUUGGUUUUAUGAUGGUAUUCGAUGCGUUAAUCGGAAAUCUAUCAAUGGUACCUGCCCCGGGUCGUAUGCAUGUGAUAUAUACACACCAUUAGUAUGCGCAUAUGGUGUAUGCACCUGGUCCCAAGUUCAAGACUGA
Molecule: messenger RNA, 1056 nt
Organism: Didymodactylos carnosus
Lineage: Eukaryota; Metazoa; Rotifera; Eurotatoria; Philodinida; Philodinidae
Source: the annotation of a GenBank genome assembly